Molecule: messenger RNA, 1421 nt
Organism: Puntigrus tetrazona (Sumatra barb)
Lineage: Eukaryota; Metazoa; Chordata; Actinopteri; Cypriniformes; Cyprinidae
Product: serine/threonine-protein kinase pim-1-like
Exons: 6
Coding region: 1-978 (325 amino acids)
Biological process (GO): negative regulation of apoptotic process; regulation of mitotic cell cycle; protein autophosphorylation
Cellular component (GO): cytoplasm
Molecular function (GO): protein serine/threonine kinase activity; ATP binding
Source: RefSeq, a predicted model, not a curated record
AUGACUGUUGGAGAGGUGUACGAUCAACAUCUUAGUACACCCCCAAAACCCAGCACCAACACGAAGGUUCAACAUCCCCCUCCCCGCGAUGAGACCCCUGUUGCGUCGGCACACAUUACACCAAAACCUAUUGCGUUAUUCUGUCUUUUUACAGACUACAUCUUCAGCCGCUACGCCAUUGGUGAUCAGCUGGGGAAAGGCGGUUUUGGCGUGGUGUAUGAAGGGAGACGUUUGGAUGACGAUCUUAAAGUGGCUGUGAAAUAUGUCACAAAGACUCAGCACACGGAGUGUAUUUUCAUCGCCGAUCAUCCAAACCCUCUUCCGAAAGAGAUCGCCCUCACCAUCCUGGCCAACAAAGGUCACAGAGUGCCGGAGAUAAUCAGGCUGCUGGACUGGACGGACCACCCUGACCACUUCGUCCUGGUCCUGGAAUGUCCCUCUCCCUGCGAGAAUCUGGUAGAGUUCAUGAGGCGCCACGGUGGAAGAAUCGAUGAAGAAACGACGCGCCAGAUCAUGUGGCAGGCGACUUACGCUGCACAUAAGUGCUGCCUCCGCAGAGUCUUCCACCGUGACGUCAAACUGGAGAACCUACUGAUCAACAUCGAGACAUCCGAAGUAAAGCUGAUUGACUUCGGAUGCGGGGACAUUCUGGGGACUUCAUCCUACAAGUCCUACCACGGCACAGCAAAGUACUCCCCUCCAGAGUACCACCGCAGGGGAGAGUACCACGGCUGGCCAGCGACGGUCUGGUCACUAGGGGUCGUGAUGUUCGCACUGUUGUGUGGACACUUCCCUAGCGACCAUGACCUGUUGCUGCUGCAGAAGAAGCGCUGGUCCAAACCUGGCCUGUCAAAAGAAUGCUGUGACCUCCUCGGGGCUCUCCUCCAAGAAAAGCCCAUCCGGAGACUUGGUUUGGGGCAAAUCGUGUUCCACAGCUGGUUUAUGGUAGGGAACCUGAGAUCAGCUAUAAAGAAUUAAUUACUGGUGGGAAGGAACCAAAAGGUCCGACCCGUUCUCUUUCUGUUUUGUUUCAGGCCCUCUUGUAGGACCGCUCCAGUUGGCGUCUCUUCAUCCCUCCUCUCACCUUUGCGUCUUGCGGGGCGAGCAGGCCUCGUGUAGCGUCUUGCGCCCCGGCUUGAGGAAGCAGUAUUUGCGUCUGGCGGUACUGCUUCCGGAGGGAUGUGUACAUAUUGUAUAUAUGGACAUACUUCUUCUGAUUGCCACUUUUUGGUUUUUUAUUUUUUUUUUAUUUUAAGUUAUUUUUAAUAGUUUACAGUAAUGUUCCUGUUGUUCUUAGAACGUUCAAAAUGUAUUUUUUUUAGAAGUUUUAUUAACGUUAUUGUUUGGUUGUAAAGAACGUUAUUAAAAAUGUUCUUAGAACGUUCCACCAACAAUGACAUGCAAACCUUGAAAUUAUUAGA